UAUCAUAAACCAGCAGCUGAACCCUAUGUUACACCAUUUCUUUCUGAUCAUCCUCGUCAUGUCUUUAAAAAUAUUAUAGAAAAUGCACUUACCAAGGCCGUUCGGUAUUCAUCUACAAUACCAGUAUUUGAAAACGAACAACAUCGUAUUAAAUUAAUGCUAUUAUAUAAUGGGUAA
Molecule: messenger RNA, 177 nt
Organism: Rotaria sp. Silwood2
Lineage: Eukaryota; Metazoa; Rotifera; Eurotatoria; Philodinida; Philodinidae
Source: the annotation of a GenBank genome assembly